This is a messenger RNA of Orycteropus afer afer, 845 nucleotides long. RefSeq names its product myelin oligodendrocyte glycoprotein (gene MOG). Gene Ontology annotation, molecular function: signaling receptor binding. Gene Ontology annotation, cellular component: external side of plasma membrane. The record is from RefSeq and is a predicted model, not a curated record. Lineage: Eukaryota; Metazoa; Chordata; Mammalia; Tubulidentata; Orycteropodidae. Gene Ontology annotation, biological process: regulation of cytokine production; T cell receptor signaling pathway.
ACUGCCCUCCCAGAUCCUCCCUUCAGGCUUUUCAGUGGUAGAGGACAUGUACCCUACUUGGCCUGACCCCACUGCGGGGGCUCUCUGUCCCCAGUAGCAGUGAGAUGGCAAGUGUACCAAGCUCCUCUCUGCCCAGCUGCCUCCCCUCCCUCCUCCUGCUGCUCCUCCAGCUGUCCAUCAGCAAUGCAGGACAGUUCAGAGUGAUAGGACCAGGGCAUCCCAUCCGGGCUCUGGUGGGGAAUGAAGUGGAAUUGCCAUGUCGCAUAUCUCCUGGAAGGAAUGCUACAGGAAUGGAAGUGGGCUGGUACCGUCCCCCCUUCUCCAGGGUGGUUCAUCUCUACAGAAAUGGCAAAGACCAAGAUGGAGAACAGGCGCCAGAAUAUCGGGGCCGGACAGAGCUGCUGAAAGACACUAUUAGUGAGGGAAAAGUGGCCCUCAGGAUCCGGAAUGUAAGGUUCUCAGAUGAGGGUGGUUACACCUGCUUCUUCCGAGACCAUUCAUACCAAGAGGAGGCAGCGAUAGAAUUGAAAGUGGAAGACCCUUUCUACUGGAUCAGCCCAGGAAUGCUGGUCCUCAUUGCCGUCCUGCCUUUGUUGCUUCUGCAGAUCACCGUGGGCCUUGUCUACCUCUGCCUGCAACACAGACUCAGAGGAAAACUUCGAGCAGAGAUAGAGAACCUCCACCGGACUUUUGAUCCCCACUUUCUGAGAGUUCCCCCCUGGAAGAUCACCCUGUUUGUAAUCGUGCCGGUUCUUGGACCCCUGGUUGCCUUGAUCAUCUGCUACAACUGGCUACAUCGAAGACUAGCAGGGCAAUUCCUUGAAGAGCUAAGAAACCCCUUCUGA